AUGGAGGAGAACAAGGUUUUUGCUAUAAGAAAAAGACCAAAGGUUGUUGCUACUGGUAAUUCACAUAUUUCCGAGGAGAUUGUGUUUGCUAUUCUCACAAGGGUUCCUUCAGCCAAAUCUCUAUUACGAUUUAAGUGCGUUUCUAAGUCCUUUUGCUCCGUUAUAUCACAACCCUCAUUCCCUGAAGCACAUCAUCAAAAAGGUUCGUCGAAUCAUCUACUUGCCAGUUUGCCAAGUUAUCUCACUCGUGAAACCUUCAUUAGUAAUUUAGACCAGAAAAAUUCUGAACACAAACAAUUAGAUUUCUCCUUAUUUGAGUACUUGAAUGAGCCAUGUUUUCUUGAACUUAACUAUCUUGUAUCUCUCAGUGGCCUAGUUUGCCUAUGGAACGAUUAUAAAGAUGUUGCUAUUUGCAAUCCUUUCACAAGACAACAUGUUUUUCUUCCUAGACCAAUCGAAAAAGUUCACCGUAGAGUAACUUGUUGCUACUUGGGUUUUGAUCCCACAACCAAUAAACAUGAAGUUCUCAGAGGAGAAGAAUUCUCUUCGCUUGGAACUCCACACUGGAGUAUUUUCACUCUCGGGAUGGACACGUCGUGGAGAGAGAUUCACUUUAAUGCCAACGUUUUCCCUAUGAUGAACAAUUGUGUUCAUAUCAACGGGGUCAUUUAUUCUGUAGACUUUUAUGAAUUAUUAGUUGCUUUCAAUGUUGGAGAAGAAAAUUUUAGCAUAAUCUCGUUUCCUCGGGGGGUAAAAUUAUGCCAUGGACUUUUGUCACCAACUAUAGUGGAGAUAAAGGAAGAAGUUGCACUUUUAGAUCACAAGAGCUUUCGCGACGAUGGCAAGAUUAUUGUGUAUGUUUUAAUUAGUAAUGGCUCAUGUGAAACAACAUGA
Molecule: messenger RNA, 894 nt
Organism: Lycium ferocissimum
Lineage: Eukaryota; Viridiplantae; Streptophyta; Magnoliopsida; Solanales; Solanaceae
Product: putative F-box protein At3g52320
Exons: 1
Coding region: 1-894 (297 amino acids)
Molecular function (GO): protein binding
Source: RefSeq, a predicted model, not a curated record